Gamsiella multidivaricata is the source of this 3702-nucleotide messenger RNA. Its product is annotated as ATP dependent DNA ligase domain-containing protein. Gene Ontology annotation, cellular component: DNA ligase IV complex. NCBI's taxonomy places the organism in Eukaryota, Fungi, Mortierellomycota, Mortierellomycetes, Mortierellales, Mortierellaceae. Gene Ontology annotation, molecular function: DNA binding; ATP binding; DNA ligase (ATP) activity. The record is from RefSeq and is a predicted model, not a curated record. Bases 175 to 3600 code for a protein of 1141 amino acids. The transcript is spliced from 15 exons. Gene Ontology annotation, biological process: double-strand break repair via nonhomologous end joining; nucleotide-excision repair, DNA gap filling; DNA recombination.
CCUGCAAUCCCUUCGAAGUCUUGAUCCCGACAGCUGUUGAUCCCAGCCAGCAGAGUAAAUGAGCAAGUCGGAACAGAGCAUUCCUCCGAUUUCGCUUCGAAGAGCUCCUCCUAUUGCCACCUUUCCCUUUUCCCUUUACUCUUUCCAGCAGUCAGCUCUUGGUCCGGAAUAGCCAUGGCGGACUCUUCUGAAAGCUCUCCCGAAAAACCACCCUCGCCAGACAAGACAACCGCGACCACUCAUCUGGAUGACGACCCCUCCGUCCCGAGUCCUCCGUUCCACGAGCUGGUCAUGCUGCUUGAGGAUAUCUCAAGGCGUCGCUCCGAAAAGUCUCAGUUUCUUCGCAGAUACUUCAAAGAAUGGCGCGAGAACGGACAUGGGGACAUGUUUCCAGUCAUCAGGCUGUUAUUACCUCAGCUGGAUCGCGAAAGAGGGCGCUAUGGAUUGAAGGAGCAGAAGCUGGCCGAUCUGUAUAUCACAAGUUUGAAUAUCCUUCCAGGGUCUGAUCCGGCCAUUAAACUUAAGAGCUGGAAAGAAGGCUUACGGGACUCUGCUGGCGAUUUCAGCUUGGUGGUGCGCGAGGUAGUGGCUAGCCGUUCGUUAGUUACGCAUCCUCAAGGACAAACGAUCCGGGAUGUGAACAACCUAUUGACAGCACUUUCUAGAAAAGGGUCCGACAAUGCGCAGGUUUUCAAGACGCUUGUGCAGACCUAUACAGCUUUGGAGAACAAAUGGAUCGUGCGCAUCAUCAACAAGGACCUCAAAAUUGGCAUGAGUGAAAAUUCUGUCCUGCCAUGUUAUCACCAAGACGCCAUAGAACUCUUCAAUGUCUGCAGUGAUCUCCGGAAAACUAUCAUUGACUGUGCCGACCCCCAUAUCCGCAUCUCUACCUCUGCCGUGAACCUUAACCAGGCUUUCAAGCCUAUGCUGUCCAAGAGACUUCCGAGUGCCAGGGACGUGAUCGAGUGUAUGGGGAACAUGCCUUUUUGGAUCGAGAUAAAGCUGGACGGGGAGCGCGUGCAGGUCCACAAGGAUGGAGAAAACUACCGGUAUUGGUCCAGGAACUCGACCGAGUACACGCAUCUCUAUGGCGCGACACCGAACGAGGGUUCCCUGACACCAUUUAUUCAUCCGUUGAUUAAUCCCAAAGUCGAGAAGUUGAUCCUGGACGGAGAGAUGGUCGAGUUUGAUCCAGCAACUAAGGAGAUCAUUAACUUUGGAACUGUCAAGACGGCCGGAGGCGACCAUUCUGACGAUGCGCACAAAAGACGACCAUUAUUGUUUGUGUUCGAUGUGUUAUACAUGAAUGGUGCCUCGAUUAUCGACCAGCCGCUUGAGACUCGCCGAGAAAUGCUCCCAUCCAUCAUUCCAAAGCAAAUCGAGGGUCGUCUGGAGAUCCUCAAGUAUCAGAUCGGAAGCGCGGAGCAGCACAUCAUUGAUGCGGUCGACUCAGCCGUCAUGGAUCGCCAAGAAGGCGUAAUUGUUAAGAAUCCUCGGUCUGUCUACACCCCCAAUGGCCGUGGAGAGGACUGGGUCAAAAUUAAACCGGAAUAUGUCGACGGAGUUUUCGACAGCUUGGACGUGUUGAUCGUAGGAGGAUACUAUGGAAAGGGCGCAAGGGGUGGUCAAGGCGUCAUUGCGGCGUACCUUUGUGCUGUGCGCGACAAUACCUCAAAGUCACCUACAGGCAAGCAAUUCCUGUCAUUUUGCAAGUUCGGCUCCGGAUUCACAUACGAGCAGAUGGGAAAGUUUAGCCAGAUAUUGGGGCCACACUGGAAAGUAUACAAACAUUACAAGGAGAACCCGUGGGUGGAAAUGAUCGAUAAUGCCAAGAUGCGUCCGGAUGUCAUUAUCGACCCUGAAAAGUCAAUUGUAGUGGAGGUAAAGGCUGCAGAGAUUGUUUCCAACACGGACUCGUAUGCUGCAGAAUAUACACUUCGGUUCCCACGAUUCCUGCAUGUCCGAGAAGACAAAGAUUGGACAUCAUGUAUGACAAUGAGUGAAGUGCAUCGCAUGUUCCGCGAAUACAAGGGAAAACUCUCCACGCGUCAAAAUGAUAUGAAACUGGGUUCGAGUAAUCCAACUAAAACAAAGAAGAAACUGAUAGGACCACGAAAGACAACACAAGCGCAUUUCUUGCGUUCGAUGGUCGGAGAUAUGAGUGCUGUGAAAAUGGAAACGGAUCUAUUCAAAGGCCAGGUCUUUUGGAUUGUACGUGGCGAUGAGGAGCAAUCCAAACCAGAGCUCGAGAUCAUGAUAAAGCGGUUCGGAGGAAAGCAAACACAGUCGGAUCAAAUGGAGAAUACUGUAAUUGUCGCCGGUCUCCAUGGACCGGAUUUGAUUGGCCUAAAGAAGAAGGGUCAUAGGAAUAUUCUGUUACCUACAUGGAUCCGCGACUGUGUCAGAGAGCAGCGUUUGAUUCCCUUGAACCCGAAGUACAUGAUGUUUGCAACCAAAGAGACCGAGCGACAGUUCCGGAUGAUUAUGGACCAGUACGAGGACUCUUAUACAGAGCCACUGACCCUAGAUGGACUCCAAGAGAUUCUGGAUAAAAUGCCCAGCAGGACGGAGGUCGUUAAGCGCAGGCGCUUCCGAAUCGCACAGGAUCGUGCCUCGAAGAUCAAAAUCAAGCGUCUAAACAACCUGGAAGACCAGAUCAGGGACUCUUUGUUCGAUUCUGAAGUUAAGCAUAUGUUGCUACAGAUGGAACUUGAUAACCCGGAUGGGACUUGGGAGCGAGAAGAUCAUGAGCGGGCGAGAAAAAUCGCAGCGGAGUUGACACGGCGGUACUAUGGGCACGACGGAGAGAUUGAACCGCCGUUGGGGAUGUUCCAGGGCAUCAAAGUAUUUGUGGUGUACCCACCCACGCCCUCGGAAUACUUGCGGUCGAUGGCGUCGUUGACGGAUAAAGUGAAGUAUGAGAAUGAUGUUGGAGGCGGUAAUCGAGGAGGAUCAUCUUCGUCUGUCGUGUCGCCUUCCACUCUGACAGAUGGUGGUUCGUCGCAGGAUUGCCUGUUUGAUGUGAUGUCCAAAGCGAUCGAUCUGUGGUCGGCCAAGAGAGACGAAACAAUCACUAAUAAGGUGUCGAGGAUUCAUAGCGUCGAUGGCGACGUUGCCGCCGAGGUUCCGGACUGGACCUAUGUUGUUGAAGAGACUGCGCGACAGGAGGAUUUGGAGUACAUGCUGACUAAGCUAAGUCAUUACCAGCUAUGCCGGAGCAAUUUGGAGUCGGUAUGCCAGAUACUCGAGGUCCAUGGCGCUCAGGUUGUACCACAAGAGCAGUGCACGAUCAAGAAUUGUCAACAACAGCUCCGGAAUCGCAUUAGUCUCAAUAACGCCAACAAUAGCAAUCACAGUAAGCACGACAAUACAAGCAAUGAGAAUGACGAUGUCGGCGUCCCACUCGAAAUCGUAGUCCUUUUUGACCCGCUCUAUCUUGAGUCACUCGAUCAGUGGAAGAACGCCAUGCGCGUGUCUGUUCUCUACGGCUCUGACGCAGGAUCGUUUGAGGUCCCGCGGUUGGUCACGUCCGAAUGGGUCAAGCAUUCUCAAAAGAGCGCGUAUCGUCUGCCAGAAGAAGGAUAUUAUCCUACUGCGUAACGAUAGUACGACGUAGUCAAAUUCAAGGAAGUCCAGCAAAAGUUAAGCGAACGCAGAUAUACCAAUAACAUAAUUAUAAUAAACAACAUCUUUUAAUGACGG